Molecule: messenger RNA, 2168 nt
Organism: Panthera uncia (snow leopard)
Lineage: Eukaryota; Metazoa; Chordata; Mammalia; Carnivora; Felidae
Gene: PMVK
Product: phosphomevalonate kinase
Exons: 5
Coding region: 429-1094 (221 amino acids)
Biological process (GO): cholesterol biosynthetic process; isopentenyl diphosphate biosynthetic process, mevalonate pathway
Cellular component (GO): cytoplasm
Molecular function (GO): phosphomevalonate kinase activity
Source: RefSeq, a predicted model, not a curated record
CGGGGUACAGACAGAUUAGCUUGAACACGUGCGUUGCGUUGCACAAAUAAGGAGGCGGGUUCGCAGACCUCUUCAGCGUGAUCUCGUUUGAUCGUUUCCCAUAAUGUUUGUAGGGUUGGGUGGUAGGCAACGUGACGCUCACCUCGGGAAAUUUAGAGACGUCCCCGCUACAAGGGGAAUGGUUGUGUCCAGGUGACGUUAGGCUCUGGGCGGGGCCGGGCCGUUCCAAGUGAUCCCUGUGGGGGAGCGUCUUUCGGGCGAAGGCCGCCCUGAGAGCCACGCCCCCCUCGGCGUUUGGCGGUGGACGUGCCCACGGACAGGCCUCUCCGCGGCUGCGCAGGAGCAGCUCUCGGCGUACUCGCGUCGGAGCGGAGAGCGCGGCGGGGCGGCGGGGCGGCCGGGUGGCCGGGCGGCGGGGGGAGGACGGCAUGGCCCCGCAAGCAGGCGCCCCGCGCCUGGUGCUGCUGCUCAGCGGGAAGAGGAAGUCCGGGAAGGACUUCGUGGCCGAGGCGCUGCGGAGCAGGCUCGGAGCUGAUGUCUGCGCUGUCCUGCGGCUGUCCGGGCCACUCAAGGAGCAGUACGCGCGGGAGCACGGCCUGGACUUCGAGAGACUCCUGGACGCCAGCACCUACAAGGAGGCCUACCGGAGGGACAUGAUCCGCUGGGGCGAGGAGAAGCGCCAGGCCGACCCCGGCUUCUUCUGCAGGAAGGUGGUGGAGGGCAUCUCCCAGCCCGUCUGGCUGGUGAGUGACACGCGGAGGGUGUCGGACAUCCAGUGGUUUCGGGAGGCCUACGGGGCUUUGACCCGGACGGUCCGCGUGGUGGCCCCGGAGCAGAGCCGACGGCAGCGGGGCUGGGUGUUCACUCCAGGCCUGGACCACCUGCCUGCCAGUCGUGACCUCCCGUUUGUGUUUUCUGAACGCGGAAAGCGGCGCACAGAUGUACACACCCAAACGCGGGAGUGCCAAGCGCAGAGGGCAGAGCGCCCCGUGCCGAGUCCCCCAAAUAACCACUAUUCACAAACGAGCGUCCGCUCUCCCAAAUUUUAUGCACAUAUGAGCACUCGUUUCUUUUCAAAAACAAAACUAGGGUAGAAUUGUACGUACCGCUCAUCUCGUAACUUGUUUUCUCUCAUUGAAAUGCGUGGACGUCUUCCCGUGAAAAUGCAGGUGAAUCUGCCUUGUUCUUCUGCACGUGGUCUGCCGUGCGGCUCUGCCGUGGCCGUGCGGUCGGUCCCUACUCUGGACAUCCGGGGGGGUCCGGGUUUCUGCUUUGCCAACAGUGAAUGUCUCUGCGCACAUUUGUGGGAGUUUUUCUACAGGAUAAACCCCCAGAAGGGGGAGUGCUGGGUCGGAGGUCACGACCGCUGCCUAUUUUAAACAGAGAGCGAAUUCCCUUCUGGAAGAGGGACAGCUCUGUGCUGUUGCGGACCCGUCACGAGGAUGCUGGCCCCACCCUCCCGGUGUGGCUGGCCUGCGUCGUCCUUGCUGGCCUUGGCUCUUGUCUCUGGCGGUCCCUCCAUACCCAGCCUCUCUCCUUUUGCGUAUUAAUGUAUCCAGUACCAGGGUCUAGCUGUGACCUUGCCAGCUCAACAAACCCGUUCAUUCAAGGGGCGCCGGGGACUCGGCUGAGUGUCCAACUUCGGCUCAGGUCAUGAUCUCACGGUUCGUGGGUUCGAGCCCCGAGUCAGGCUCUGUGCUGAGAGCCUGGCGCCUGCUUGGGAUUCUGUGUCUCCCUCUCUCUCGCCCCCUCCCCUGCUUGUGCUCUGUCUCUCUCAAAAAUAAACAUAAGACAUUUUUUUUGAAAAAAUUAAUCCAGUCAACAAACAGUCGGUGGCUGUUCAGUGCGCGCCCCGUUCAAGCACAGCGCAGAACGAAGACGGUGAGGUUCCCGCCGCUGUGGGGCUCCUUCCCGUCGCGGGAUGCGGACGUCAAACGCACGAAGAAUUAAACGCCAGGCAGCCACCCAGGCAGCUGUGGCUGCCGUCCUGAGCGCUGAUUCGGGUGUGACGGCUGGGGGAGGGGGGCUGGCCGAGCCGGGCUGGCCGAGAAAAUAAUUUCUGGGGAAAACAAGGUCGGGAGUCGGGGGGGCAGCGUGUGUGGAGGCCGGAAGGCAGGAGGGAAGGCAGCCAGGGCGGGCGCUGGGCAGAGCGGGGGCGAGAUGUGGGU